AUGAAUUUUAAUUAAUUAUGGGUAUUAGCCCCAUUUUCUAUAGUGAUAUUGAUCAUUGUGUACUUGGAAAUAAUGUUGAUAUAUGUAAACUAGAGUUCUUAAAAUAGAUUUUCAUAAAUCCAGAAGGGAAAGAAAUCAUCUAGGUGGUUUUACAUCAUUUACUAUUGUUGGCUGUUAUAUUCUCAUUUUACAAAACAUCCACUACUAAACCAGGAACUCCAAAAUAAACAGAUACUGAAAAUGACUCUUUGACUAAUUAGAGGAAAACUUGUAAAUUUUGUUACAAUACUAAACCAAUCAGAUGCCAUCAUUGUAGAUAAUGUAAUAAAUGCAUAUUGAGAAUGGAUCAUCAUUGUCCUUGGGUGAAUAACUGUAUUGGGCAAGACAAUUAUAAAUAUUUUUUUUGCUUAGUUUUUUAUGCUAGUAACUUAAAAUGAAUAUUUAGAGCCCUAACAUCAGUUGUUUACUUUACCAUAUAUUUCAAUAAAAUUUUAAAAAACCCACCAACAGGUUCGGUUGAUACUUAUUUUAUAAUAUUUGCUGCUACUCUAAGUUUUACAUUGAUGAUUGUCUUAUUUUUAUUCUUAGCAUUUCAUACAAAGUAGAGAUAUAUAUUAUUUUAAAAAGAUUAAUAAGCAAUAAUUAAACUACACUAGAAUAUUUUGAAAAAUAACGAGAACAUUACGAUAAAGAUUUAGUAUCUAAUUUUAAUGAAUUUUUGGGACCUGGAUGUUGGUUAAUACCUAUUUGA
Molecule: messenger RNA, 751 nt
Organism: Paramecium sonneborni
Lineage: Eukaryota; Ciliophora; Oligohymenophorea; Peniculida; Parameciidae
Source: the annotation of a GenBank genome assembly